AUGGACCCCAGCCACUUCGAGGCGAAGAGCUUCACUGUGGACCACUCUGUGGAGAGCUUGGGUAUCGUCUUCGUGACACUUCCUCCGCUGCCACCCCCUCCCUUGGUGGUCAAGCAGGUGCACGAAGGCACGUGGGCGGCGACUGCGGGGAUCCAACCUGGUUGUGAAGUGGUCGAGCUUGGUGGCAACAUAGUGGGUACGAUGACGCGAGAGCAGUUUCGAGCUGCCAUCAACCAGAGGCCGUUGCGGAUACGCUUCUUACCACCCAACGCCAAGGUGUGGCAACAGGUCGCGCAAUUUCAGAAGCAGGUCGUGCGGCUUAGUUUUCAGAAGGUGCUUUUGCAGAAGGCGCUACGCGAUGAACACGAGAACGUCAAAAAAGAACUUGGCAUAGACGGCGAUGCAGAGGCUAAACAGAAGGAGCGUGCCAGUCUAGCUCGUGAAGACAUUGCCGUUCAAAGGAAGCAGUUGGAGCGACGGAAACAAGAGAUAGCCAAGCAAGAAGCAGAACUGGAGACGAAGAACGAACAAGUCGCAGCUUUUGACCAGGAGACGCAGGCGCGCAGGACAGCUUUGAAGGCUGACUCGCUGCACUUGGCCUCGCAGAAAGCAGAGCUGGAGAGAGCUCGGCACGACUUCGAUGCCAUGCGCAAGGUCAAGCAGGAGGCUCUCGAAAAGGAGCGGCAGCUGCUUGCAGCCGAACGCGCAGAACUCGAUGCCAAGAGGGAGGAAGUGUUGGUGGCGCAGACCGACCGUGAGGACCUGGAAGCAGAAUGGCAGCGCCUGCGCGACGAGCGCGAGGAGCUUACAGCCAAGCAGACCCAACUGGAAUCGGCUGUACAGAAGGCUCAGAAUGAGUGGGCCAUCCUUGAUGAAGAACGAUCGGCUCUGGCACGUUCGAGGGAGGAACUCGAAGACGAUGUUCUGCAUUUGUCGCAGGCAAAGGCAGAGCUGCAGGAACACCGAAGCCGCGAUAUAGCACGCCAUGAAGAAGUCGAAAGAGAGGUGUUGGCAUUUAAAGAAUCCUCGGAGAGGACUAAAGCAGAGCUGCAAGCAGAGCGUUUACAACUGCAGGCGCAGAAUCAGAAAGAGAAGGAGGAGUUCAAAGCCAAGUGCAAGCAGGCACUGCAGCAGCUGGAGAGCAGAAAGCGCCAACUCCUGCAGCUGCAAAAGCAACUGGCAGCCGAGAGGUCAGCUGUGGAAAAGGCCCGAAAGGAGUUGGAAGACUCGCAGAAGGAGCGCAAGGAGGAGGCGACUCAGACCGCGACCGUCAUCGAAACUCUUGAAGCCUGCACACAAGCUACUCCGGAGAGCACCGUUACUGCCGUGCAGACCGAAAGAGAGGAAGUAGCUUUCGGUGCUGUGACCCUGAACUCCGUGCCAAAGGAAGCACGGCAGCUAGCAGCUCCCGAGGGUGCGCGUGGAGUCGUCACUACAGAAGUCUUGAUGGAUGCCGACCGACUACGGGCCGUUGAUCUCACGGCUCAUGUCCACACCCUGCUUCAAGCUCGCAAGGUUGAUGUGCAUUGCAUGCGGACUUUGAGCCAGCUGCUGCAGGGAAUAGUCCGGUCGCCGCAGGAGGGUAGCGAGCUCCCCUCUGAGUCCGCCUCCACCAGCAAGCUGAAGCAGAUCAAGAGCGGCUUUGGGCAAGGAGCCCGCUUCAGAGGUCUGCGGCAGUCCGAGUCUCCUCGCACUCCCAAAGAGCCCCGCCGCCCUGUGGGACACCGGCAGCCAAGCCCACGUCCGGCAAGCCCAAGUCCUCCAUCAGAGCUUCCACGGUCACAAGGUCUUGCAAAGAAAGCUCUGGCCGAGACGGCGGAUGUGCGAAAGUUGCUGGCAGAGGAGCUCAAGAAGGAGUCGAAGCGCAGCCCCCCAGCUCGCUCUGCGAGCGUUGUACAAAGCUGGCUCAUGCAGCUCGAUGAAUAUGCCCACUACGAAGUAGUGUGGCAGCUGAAGGGGUAUGGAAUUCUGUCAGCCCAGCUCUUGCUGACGAUCGUAGUGGCAUAUCCAUGCGCUACCAUGAGUGACCAGCUCUUGGAGAAAUACUCCUGGCUCCCUGCUUUGUCUCUCUUCACUAUGCUUGCUUUUGCUCUCGUGAUAAGUUGCUGCAGAGAUACCAUGCGAACUUUUCCCAAGAACUAUAUUUGUCUUGGAAUCUGGACCGCUGCCACCGGGACCAUGACCGGGCUGGUUUGUCGACAAUAUUCAGCUCCCAUUAUUCUCAUUGCCAUGAUGAUCACGGCAGUAGAUUUCCUUCUUUUGACAGCAUACGCCUUCACCACGAAGACGGACUUCACUGGGUAUGCACCAUACCUGUGGACAGGGCUUUGUGUUCUGACUCUCGUGAGCUGCGUCUUUCUCUUCCUGUCCAUGUUCGGAAUAGUAUGGCCUCUCGCGCAGAUGGGCUACUGCACCCUCGUUCUGCUCAUCUUCCAGUUCUACGUUAUCUUCGAUACGCAGCUCAUGCUAGGUCAGUGGGGCGGCCAUGAACUGGAAUUCAGCAUUGAUGACUAUGCUUUCGCUGCCAUGAGCCUUUAUUUGGACAUCAUCAACCUCUUCCUAAAUAUCGUGCAAAUCCUCGGGUUCCGGGAUAACUGA
This is a messenger RNA of Symbiodinium sp. CCMP2456, 2598 nucleotides long. The record is from the annotation of a GenBank genome assembly. NCBI's taxonomy places the organism in Eukaryota, Dinophyceae, Suessiales, Symbiodiniaceae.